CGAAUACUCACCCUCAACUUACCUCCAUCACUUGAAAAGAGAAAGAGACCAGAGCUUGAGGCUCACGGGAAUCUCACCGAUGAUGAAGGAAACUGAUGAGAUCGCAGAAGCUUCAUCGAAGGGACCCAAGUCGUCUCUCAAGCAGAAGGCUAUUUCCUCCACAAAAGUCAACCCUGCUAAAGCAACUCUGGGCGCAAAAAGUUCACCACAACCAACGAUGGCAGCAACUACGGCAGAAGGGCCAGUCGUCAACGAUUCAAUUUUCACAGUCAUCAACAGUGAUGGCACAACUUCUUACUACACAAGCACCGGCAAGCUGAUCAACGGCGAGAUUUCAAGACCCACCGAAGCCACAAAGGAAGUCACAGAUAGCGACCGUGUCACUGCAAAGGGCGCGCUCAAUCUACGCUCAAAGAAGACCGAGAGAAUGAAGCGAAAACUUGAGAAGAAGACUGCAAAGUCCUCAGCUCGCCGGACAACUCAACUCCUCGACCUUCCCAAUGAGACUCUCGUCGACAUUAUCAGCAACAUGCUUCCCAGCGAGGUUUUGAAGACUGCCCAGACCUGCAAGACACUCCGCAAGCUCAUCCAACACAACGAGAAGCUUCUCUCGCGCAAAAUCAUCUCUCAACGAUACCCUGUUCUUUCCAAGUGCUUCCGACUCCCUGUCACACUUGACGAGAUCGACCCAGAACUUCACCCAGUCCUCAAGAAUGACGCCAGAAUCGACAUGCUCGGCAUCCACCGGCGAUACGUCCACAUCCCUCAACCGGAGCCCUACGUCUUAUGCACCUGCCUCACCUGCGUCUUACGCUGGCAGGCCUGCUGUAUCAUUGUCGACUUCAACAAGUGGCGCCCCAACCUCGACUCUGGGGUUCCCAUUACCAUCAUGCGCCGGGGCCAAGACGCUUCGUGGAACAUGGUCUGGAAAGACAGAAUCACAGACAUCGUUCUCCACGCCAUCCGCUCUCCGCUCGCCUACGCUCAUCUACUCGAGGUCCAUCUCAACAACACCUGUGCCGCGAUCAAGAGACAGAGAGCGAACAAGGGUAACCGCCGUCGGCACUUCGCGAUGUCCGAGGCCGACGCGGAGUCCCUCACAGACGCCUUCUUGGAGGGGAACGGUCCGCCUACCAUCGAUCUUCCCUACUCGCGGGAUAACUAUUACAUGCUCGAGGCGUACAUGCCCGCAAGAACCUGGCUCAAAGACGAAGAGAAGUGGGUCUAUAUCCCGGCGGACUUUCACGAUAGAGACCUCGAUUGGGUCGCGAAGCGAUGGGGUCCGGAAUGGGGCGUCACACAUAAUCGGGACAGGCCUAACGAGCAGAUGAUGGGACCGGCUUAGAAGGCUAAAAGGAACCUUGAUUCUUACCGUACACAUGCCAUGUGCCACGCUCGUCAUCAUCCGACGGACUAUGACGGCCCGCUGAUUCCUGAGUCAGAGAUGUGCAAGACCAGCUUGGCCCACCCAGGAGGCAGAUUAGAGGAGGUUUUCAUUUGCCAUAG
Colletotrichum scovillei is the source of this 1506-nucleotide messenger RNA. RefSeq names its product F-box domain-containing protein. The transcript has a single exon. The coding region runs from base 80 to 1345 and encodes 421 amino acids. NCBI's taxonomy places the organism in Eukaryota, Fungi, Ascomycota, Sordariomycetes, Glomerellales, Glomerellaceae. Gene Ontology annotation, molecular function: protein binding. The record is from RefSeq and is a predicted model, not a curated record.